AAAGUUGUAUAAUGAGAACCUAAGGCAAGAUUUGUGAAACGCAACGCACAACAAAGAUACAUUCGAAUCUAUGAGAUACCCAACCAAUUUAUGGUAAUUCUAUGGUGAGUUGAGUAGUGAAAGUUCUAUCUAAUUUACCGUUACACACAAACCAAGCCAGAAUAUUUUCUGGAGUUUCAUCUUAUUUUUGUUUGAUCAUUCUCAAGUGAACCUUUGAAGUGUAAAGUUAUACAGAGUUUCAAAGUGAUUCCAAUGAUGAGUGAAAGAAAUAAAAUUAUAGAUGUUGGAUCUACUAGUAUUUUAUCAAGUUCGAAUAUUCUUGGACAUAAUCCAAAUCCAAUGAAUAACUAUUUGUUGGAUGUAGAAGUUUUUGAAGUGGUCAGCAAUUUCAAUCUUUCAAAGAGUGUCGUGCCAUUUUUAGCAGAUCGUGGUCUCACAAAGCGGAGUUUAUUUUUGCUGAGGUCGGAGCAUAUGUCAAAGAUUUUUCCGGAUAGUGAACUUGGUCUGCAGCUCGAAUUCGAAGAUGAGUUAUUAAAAUGGAAAAAUGAUGAAGCAAGUAUCAUAAAUUACUUCAAAACAGGAGAUCGCUUUAUCAAACCAUAUUUUCUAUGUUUUCUUUAGUUAAGAAAUUGCAAUACGCUCUGUAGCGAUUCCUUAACCGAAGAUUGGAUAUAUGAUCUCUGCUGCAAUCUUGACGCAAAGCCAACGUCUAGAAGAAGUUCCAAAUCAUCAAACAUGUCAUCGAAUUUAACUCAAGUCAAGGACAUUUUAUCGUUGUCCUUAGCUGGAAAGGAUGUCUUAGAUAACUAUAACUCCAACAAAGCACUUACCCAUCGUCAACAAAGGCAGAUUGUUCAACUAGUUAUCGAGUAUUAUGGCCACAAAUCUCAAAGACUAAGUACAUCACAAUUGGACAGUAUAGCAAGGGACAUCGCUUCAACAUUUCAUAGAGAGGAUAAGUCAACAUAUUUCAUUCCGAAAAGUUCAACAUACGCCCAUCCCACUGGCAUUCUAUACAACGCGUAUCAUAAUUUCAAUAGAGGCAAAACUAAGUAUAGACCAACUUCAUCCACAAUCAAACAAGAUCCUUCAUCUAGUUUACCAGCUCCAGAAAUCAGUGAAGAAGAGUUCGAACAAUUCAAACAAUAUCUAAAAUUUAAUGAUCGUCCAUGGGAAAUUGUUCAGGAAAAAUGGGAAAAGACAGCCCCCUAUAGACUGAAGGAAAUACGACAAAUCAGCGAUAAAAACAGUUUAAGCAUUUUGAACGAAUGGCCAUUGUAUAAACAUUCCGGUUCAUAUUUAUUGAUAAAUAUAGACUUUCAAUCAGUCCACAAUUUUGCGUACAACAAAUUGUUUUUGAAACACAUUGAAGUUAAUAAUUUGCUUUUGAAAUAUUAUCAAUCAGACGGAGGAUUAAGGAAUAGAGAGUACAAGAAACAGCUUCCUGAAAUAUGUCUGCUAGAUGAAAACUCCAGAACAUUUCCGUUAUUCAAUUUUCUAAGUACUGUAAUAACACCAAAGCAAUAUAUCAAAUGUCCUGGAAAACCUGGUUGGAAGGUGAACAUCAAGGACAGUGAAAAAUCAUUUGUGUUACGUUGUUCUCAAGAAAAUGACAUCUUAAGUCAAGUUGAAGUUGAAAAGAAGAAGUGUUUGGAAUAUAAAAUACCCUACCAACCUUCUAUCAUUGCUGUGGGUGAAAGUCUUCUAAGCAAAACGGAUUUCUAUAUAUAUUUUGACGGAUCGCUAUUAAAAUUUAAUAAUUUUAUUUCAUGCUUAGACACAUGCUUUAAAAUAUUUCAUGUUUUUGAUUUGGAAUAUCCAAAACAAUCUUUACUUAUUUGGACUUUCAUUCAAACAUAUAUUUACGAAAUAGAUGUUGAUUCUUCUAAGAAGUUUGCAUCGUUAGCAAGGUUUAUAAAUAACUUGAAAAAACUUAGUUCAUAAGAUUAUAUUUAAAAAACGAUGGUUGA
This is a messenger RNA of Eupeodes corollae, 1970 nucleotides long. RefSeq lists its product as uncharacterized. The record is from RefSeq and is a predicted model, not a curated record. The coding region runs from base 736 to 1944 and encodes 402 amino acids. Lineage: Eukaryota; Metazoa; Arthropoda; Insecta; Diptera; Syrphidae. The transcript has 6 exons.